AGGAUGGCGCGAUGGCGACUGAUGGCGGGCGUUGGAGGGGCGAUGGCGCUCCUCCUCGUGGCCGUUGUGACCCUCCAAGUAAGAGAAGAUGAGCAUGCAGCACUCCUUCAAGAGUACGUGCAGCCUGCACGCAUGCAGCAGCUCCCAGAGUUCUCGGUAGCAGGGACCAUGCAAACCGGUGCCCCAGCACCCCAAGGCAUUCCCCUGUCUUUCCAGCUUCCCGUGCCUCUUCCAGCCCCAUCCCCUCCUGCACCAACUGUGAUCACUGUGGGACCAAGGCCAAAGAAGGCUCCAGUCUGCAAGCGCUGUGAGAGGCAGAUGCGCGAGAUCAAGCGCAUGAUCAAGCGCAUUAAGAGACAGAAUGAGAAGGCUGACGACCUCAUGGAGAAGCAAGAUGACAUGAUUGCCAGCUACAAGGAACGCAUGGAAGAGGCUGUUGAGAAGGUCAAGGACAAGCUCUACGAGAAGGCCAAGCAGUACAAGAGAGUUAUCUCUGAUCUCAAGACCCAGCCUGGCCCCCCCGGUCCUCCGGGUGUUCCAGGAAAGCCAGGAAGCAAUGGUCUCCCAGGCAAGCCUGGAGCUCCAGGAGACACUGGACCUCCUGGACCUCAAGGAGCCACGGGACCUCCUGGAGAGCAGGGACCUCAGGGAAUCACUGGUGCUAUUGGACCUCCGGGCCCUCGUGGUCCCGUAGGACCUGAAGGACGUGUUGGACCUCGUGGUCCUCAGGGACCUAACGGACCUCUCGGACCUUCUCUCAACCAGCUCUGUGAAAAGAUUGGCGGAAUGACUUACAAGGGUGUUUGCUUCAAACGUUCCAAGCUUAUUGGGAACUCCGACAACUUCCCCCCAGAUUGCAACGUGUACAAUCCUCGUGCAAGCUGGCAGGAGAGCGACUACGUUGCCCUUCAGAGAAUGUUCAAGGAUAGACCUACUUGGGAGGAGAUCAACCGCAAUGCCAAGGGAGGUCUUUGCACUAACUUCAGGGCCACUCUUGCCUUCGAGCAGCACGAGAGCCCUGUCGGAGUUUGGGCCAACCAGAACAGUUUUGUCUUCUCACCUGUGAACGGGCGACCCCAGUGCCAGAUGUACGGAGAUAACACGGUCAUGGCCGUUUAUGCUUGCCAAGUUUAAGGAUAGGAUCUCUCUGAAAUUUUUAUUGAACGCACCAGUACAUUCCAACUUUUGG
Messenger RNA from Guillardia theta CCMP2712, 1189 nucleotides. RefSeq lists its product as hypothetical. The transcript has 7 exons. Bases 4 to 1134 code for a protein of 376 amino acids. Lineage: Eukaryota; Cryptophyceae; Pyrenomonadales; Geminigeraceae. The record is from RefSeq and is a predicted model, not a curated record.